This is a messenger RNA of Musca vetustissima, 768 nucleotides long. RefSeq names its product junctional adhesion molecule B-like. NCBI's taxonomy places the organism in Eukaryota, Metazoa, Arthropoda, Insecta, Diptera, Muscidae. The record is from RefSeq and is a predicted model, not a curated record. The annotation marks the transcript as partial. Gene Ontology annotation, cellular component: neuron projection membrane. Gene Ontology annotation, biological process: synapse organization. The transcript is spliced from 4 exons.
GUUUUAGACGCAUUCACCCCAUUUCAUUGAUUGCAUUUCUUCUUCUUCCCUUACAGAUUCAUCGUCUGCAAAACAAACCGGUGUCAUGGGUGCGUUUACGUGAUGGCCAUAUCAUUUCCGUGGAUCAGACCACUUUUAUUGCCGAUGAACGAUUUCAGGCAAUAUUUCAAGAUGACAAAGAGUACACCUGGUCGCUGCAAAUCAAAUAUGUACAACCAUCCGAUGAGGGUUGGUUUGAGUGUCAGGCUAGCUCGGAGCCCAAAAUGAGUGCGAAAGUCUAUUUGAAAGUGAUUGUACCAUUAACCGAACUGAUUGGUGACCAAUCACGUUUUGUUAAGGCCGGCAGCAAAGUGGCACUGCAUUGCAUUGUGCGUGGCACACUGGAUCCGCCACAGUACAUUAUCUGGUAUCGUGAUAAAACACAAAUAAGCGAUGACAAUAAACUGGGCUGGUAUACACAAUUGGAUCGAAAUAUAUUUGGAAAUAAUGGUGAUAAUGAAAAUACGAUUGGAUCACUUAUUAUACCAUCUGUACGUAAAGUGGAUUCCGGAAAUUAUACCUGCCAGCCAUCGAAUAGUGCAUCUGUAUCCGUUGACCUACAUGUGCUUAGCGGUGAAUACUCAGCAUCGGCCAUUAUGUCAGCAGCACGAACUUAUGCCCUUAAUGAUGCGUAUCUGUUGAUUUUACUUUUAUUGAUGUUAUUACACAAUACGUGAUUGUUGAGCGAAAAUACGAAUUAAGUGCAACAAUUAAUUUAAAUUUAUCGAC